AAAUUUUUAUUUAAAAAUCCCAGAAAAUUAAGCUCUCAAAUCCUUUAUACAAAGCUCAGAUCUGUGCGACAGACACCUGUCGUCUCCACCAGCCCAAAGAAAGAAGGGGUCUCUCAGUUCAGGUCACUGCCAAUUUUUCCAAAAGUGCCCAACAAUUUUUCCUUAGAAAAAGGAAAAAACAGGAUUUUUUUUGUUUUUUUUAAGUAGUAAGAAAACUGAGAACGUCUCAAUAAGCUAGACCCAUGCUUCGAGUUGUUUCAUGCCAUAAAUAAACGCUGGCUGUUCAAAGCGGUUGUCGUGUCGACACGAGUUGAGCUUGCAAAUGAAUUUCAGGAGCUUUGAGGAUAUGCCAACAGGAGAAGGCAUCAUGGCUAAGACACAAGGAAAUUUCACAUUAACCAGACAACCUUCCAUAUACUCUUUAACCUUUGAUGAAUUUCAGAACACAUGGAAUGGACUUGGAAAGGAUGUUGGUUCAAUGAAUAUGGAUGAACUUCUAAAGAACAUAUGGACAGCAGAAGAGUCUCAGGCAAUGACAUCUACAGCUGCUGCUGUGGGUGGAGCUGGAAGCACCAAUGGUGGGAACUUGCAGAGACAAGGUUCAUUAACAUUACCACGGACCAUUAGUCAAAAAACGGUUGAUGAAGUUUGGAAAGACUUGAGCAAAGAGGGGGGAAGUGGAGUCGAGGCAACGCCUCGACGACAACCGACGUUAGGGGAGGUGACAUUGGAGGAGUUCUUAGCUAGAGCUGGAGUGGUAAGAGAGGAGCCUCGACGUGUCGAGGAGCGGCCGUUUAGCUGUGGAUUUUUUGGUGGAUUGUCAAGAGAUGACAACAAUGCUAGCUUGGCUCUUGGGAUGUUCAUGGAAAAUCAGAUAGCUGAGAACAAAAACAAUGCUGGUUUGGCUCAUGGGAUGUUAAGGGCAGGAGCUGUAAGGUCUCCUCAGCAGCAGCAGCAGCCACUUUUUCCCAAACCAGCUACUGUGACCUUUGCUUCUUCAAUGAAUUUAGUGAACAAUCAUCCACAGCAUUCUACUGGAGCUGCUACUAAUUUGGUUGUGGCUCCCAAACCUUCUUUAUAUGAUCCUUUACUUCAGGGCAGCGGCGUCGGUGCGGUCGGUUUAGGCACGGGAGGUGUAACUGUUGCUUCAAGAUCUCCUACAAGCACAAUAUCAUCUGACAUGAUUACAAAAAACAGCAUAUCUACAUCUUCAUUUUCACCGGUUCCAUAUUCGUUUGGUCGGGGAAGGCGAAGCGGUGGAGCGUUGGAGAAAGUAGUCGAGAGGAGGCAACGACGAAUGAUAAAGAACCGAGAGUCGGCUGCAAGAUCACGGGCUCGUAAACAGGCAUACACCUUAGAACUUGAAGCAGAAGUUGCAAAACUCAAAGAAAUGAACCAAGAAUUGCAGAAGAAACAGAGAGAGAUAAUGGAAACCCAGAAAGAUCAGGUUUUGGAGAAGAUGAAAUGUCAUUUUGGUGCCAAAAGGCUCUGCUUAAGAAGAACACUGACAGGCCCUUGGUAGAGGUACCAUGAUGAGCACUCAAAUUUAGAUAUAAUGUAUAAAAGGCUUAGAGUGUGUGUUUCUAAUCUGAUAUCAGACUUAGAGAUAGGUUGGUAGCUGUAGAUAUCAAAGUUCAGCACCGGUAUGUAGAUAGCUGACAGAUAGUAGAGUUGAGCUAUAUGCUGUAUAUAUGAACCUUUUGUGUUCCAAUGGUUGUUUGCUUGAACUUUGGACCUCUGUAAAGCUGUUUUUGAUAGUUUGCCUCACCAUUUCCUUCAUGAAAA
Molecule: messenger RNA, 1785 nt
Organism: Cucurbita moschata (crookneck pumpkin)
Lineage: Eukaryota; Viridiplantae; Streptophyta; Magnoliopsida; Cucurbitales; Cucurbitaceae
Product: ABSCISIC ACID-INSENSITIVE 5-like protein 6
Exons: 5
Coding region: 323-1522 (399 amino acids)
Biological process (GO): positive regulation of DNA-templated transcription
Cellular component (GO): nucleus
Molecular function (GO): DNA-binding transcription factor activity
Source: RefSeq, a predicted model, not a curated record